Messenger RNA from Spea bombifrons (plains spadefoot toad), 3980 nucleotides. RefSeq names its product IQ motif and Sec7 domain ArfGEF 3 (gene IQSEC3). NCBI's taxonomy places the organism in Eukaryota, Metazoa, Chordata, Amphibia, Anura, Pelobatidae. Bases 36 to 3257 code for a protein of 1073 amino acids. Gene Ontology annotation, molecular function: protein binding; guanyl-nucleotide exchange factor activity. The transcript has 15 exons. Gene Ontology annotation, biological process: actin cytoskeleton organization; regulation of ARF protein signal transduction. The record is from RefSeq and is a predicted model, not a curated record.
AUCCCCGUUCAGUGCUGCGCUGGCCGGCUCCCGGGAUGGAGAACCUGCUGGAGAACCCGGUGCGCGCCGUGCUGUACCUGCGGGAAUUGACCAGCAUCGUGCAGAACCAGCAGAGCCUCAUCCACACCCAGCGGCAGCGCAUCGACGAGCUGGAGCGGAGGCUGGACCAGCUGGGCAGCGAGAACCGGAGCCUCCAAGGGCAGAGCCUUGGGCAAAGCCAGGGGCAGAUCCAGAGCCUCGGGCAGAACCAGGGACAGAUCCAGAGCCAGGGGCAGAUCCAGAACCAGAGCCCUGCGCAAAGCCAGGUGCAAAGCCAAGGGCCAGCCGAGAGCCAGGGGCAUCAACACCCCCCAGCUGCCCCUUCCAACGAAGACGCAGAUCCUGCACCCAGGAGCUCCCCGCAGAUUCAUCAGCACAAGCCGGCCGCCCUGGGCAAGGCUAUCCUGGGCAGAAAAUCCGAGAAUGAGACAGUUUUACAUCAGUUCUGUUGUCCUGUUGCCGACGCUGAACAGAAGCCAUCUCCGCCAAGCGAUGAGUCUGCACAGAAGAGCUUGCUGUGCGCAGCCUGGGAUGUGCAAGACCCGAUGCGGCAGACAGGGGGCAGCACGAAGCUUCCCGGAGAGGAAGAGUCCCUGAGCAAGUCGAUCCUGCACCAUACGGGGUCUCCAAUGAGAGUGCAACGGGGGAAGAAUGCAGCCACCUGCUCUCACGGCACCAGCAACACGGAUUACGAGCUGUCCAUGGACCUCAAGAACAAGCAGAUCGAAAUGCUUGAGCACAAAUAUGGAGGCCAUCUGGUCUCCAGACGAGCAGCCUGCACAAUCCAGACAGCCUUCCGCCAGUACCAGCUCAGCAAGAACUUUGAAAAGAUACGAGACUCUCUGCUGCAAAGCCGCCUGCCGAGACGUAUCUCUUUACGGAAGGUACGAGUACAUAACACAGAGAACUUCCCACCUGCCGAGAAGGCGCUAUUGGAGAGUUACAAUCUGAUGGGUAUUCCGCUGGUCAGAUCUCCAUCACUUCCAGCUACCAUCAGUGGAGCAUUAACCGAGCUUGAAGACUCCUUCACCGAGCAGGUACAGUCACUGGCCAAAUCAAUUGAUGAUGCCCUUAGCACCUGGAGCUUAAAGACCAUGUGCGCCUUCCCAGAGGCAGGAGCCUACCAGAUCCGGGAGACCUUCAUGCAGCAGAACCCAGAACUGGAACAAGUCAAACUGGAACAGAGAGACAACGAGGAAUCGCAGCUUGGGACACUUCCAAAGAGUAGUAGUACAUUGAUGAUGGCUUUCAGAGAUGUCACCGUUCAGAUAGACAAUAACAACAUAUCCGUCUCAUCGUCCACUUCUCUCUCUAUGGCCAACUGCCUCGCCGGAUCUCAGACCACCAAAUCUGAAGAGGACAGGGUUUGUGGGGACACAUCCUCAGAGCUUACAUCUCAGGAGACUUCUACUCAUGAUAUGAAUGCUGUGCAGAACUCCUUCCCUGAAGUGAAUGGAGAUGGGAUAGGGAAAGAGUUGGUAGGACCAGUGCCCACCGAGACAGAACCAGCAGACCUCUCGGAGCAGUUGAGCAGCAGUAGCACAUCCACCUCUGCCAAGUCUGUAUCUGAGGUUUCAUCCAAGGAGGCCUUGCAAGCCAUGAUCCUCAGCCUCCCCCGGUAUUACUGCGAGAAUCCAGCUAGUUGCCGUUCGCCUACCCUCUCCACCGAUACGAUGAGGAAGAGACUCUACCGCAUUGGUCUGAACCUCUUCAACGUUAAUCCCGACAAGGGGAUCCAGUUCCUUAUCUCUCGCGGUUUUAUCCCAGACACCCCGAUUGGGGUGGCUCAUUUCCUUUUACAGCGGAAGGGACUAAGCCGUCAAAUGAUUGGGGAGUUCCUGGGGAACAGCAAGAAGCAGUUCAACCGCGAUGUACUUGACUGCGUGGUGGACGAGAUGGAUUUCUCGAACAUGGAGCUUGAUGAAGCUCUGCGAAAAUUCCAGGCGCACAUCCGAGUCCAGGGAGAGGCACAGAAAGUGGAACGUUUGAUCGAAGCAUUUAGUCAGCGUUACUGUAUGUGUAACCCAGACAUUGUGCAGCAGUUCCACAAUCCGGACACGAUCUUCAUCUUGGCGUUUGCCGUGAUCCUUCUGAACACGGACAUGUACAGUCCGAGCAUCAAGCCGGACCGCAAGAUGAUGCUGGAGGAUUUUAUCCGAAACCUGCGAGGGGUGGACGACGGAGCUGACAUCCCUCGGGAAAUGGUAGUCGGGAUUUAUGAGCGUAUCCAGCAGAAGGAGUUGAAAUCAAACGAGGAUCAUGUGACCUACGUGACUAAAGUGGAGAAAUCAAUUAUGGGAAUGAAAAGUGUUCUGUCCGUCCCCCACCGACGGCUGGUUUGCUGCAGUCGACUUUUUGAGGUGACGGACGUGAACAAGGUCCAGAAACAGGCAGCUCAUCAGAGAGAGGUCUUCUUGUUCAACGACUUACUCCUGAUCUUAAAACUUUGUCCCAAGAAGAAGACAUCUUCAACCUACACGUUCUGCCGGGCGGUACCGCUGCUUGGGAUGCAGUUUCACCUCUUUGAGAAUGAGUAUUACCCUCAUGGGAUCACACUGGUCAGCCCUCUCUCCGGUUCCGACAAAAGGCUGGUUUUGCACUUUUGUGCCCUGGGAGCCGAGGAACUACAGAAAUUCUUAGACGAUCUGAAGGAAUCUAUUUGCGAAGUGACCGAGAUGGAACAGAUACGCAUUGAAUGGGAGCUGGAGAAGCAACAUGGGGUGAAGACCAUCCCCAUGAAGACCAAUGGGUCUCAGCUGGACGCUCAGUCCAAGCAGGAGUCCCCCACCGGUAAGCGUGAGGCACCUGAAAAGGACACAGACAGCACAGUUGAGGUGUCAAUUCACAACAGGCUUCAGACGUCCCAGCACAUCGACCCCCAGGAGCCCGAGAGUGGAGCUCAGGGCAGCACGGCUCCUAACGGGCAGCAGGAAGCCCUGCAGGCUGCCUCCUCCGACCGGCUCCUGCAGUGUCAGCAGAUUGUCAAGGUGAUUGUGCUGGACACACCUGGCCGGGCACUGCCCGCCCUCGACCAGACUGUCACCCGCUACGUGUCUGGGUCCUGCUCCUCCACCCCACUGCGCAGUGUAGGAGGGAGCAUCCACCAACCACCAUUACCCCCUCCUCCACCUCCGUAUAACCACCCCCACCAGUAUUGCCCUCCAGGCAUCCUUCUGAGAGAGCGCAGGUAUUCCAGUGGCUCCCGGAGUCUUGUGUAGGCACUCGGGUUCUUACCUGCCUCCUUGGACUUACCUUCCUGCACACCCGCCGGUCCUUGCACACUAACUGGAACCCGCCUGUUUCUUCACGCUAAUGCCUGUCCUUCUACACUCAACUCAGUCUGCGUAUUUUUAAACUGUUCCUCGAAACGGAUAAUUCUACAUCCACCCCCUCGUUUCUCCUUAUGCAUUAACCCUGACACUCGAGGUCCUUUGCACAAACUCACCAGUCCCCUUUUUAUGCCUUUUGAGAGAUCCCCGGUUUAGGUAUUUUAGUAGGUUUUAUCUCUCUCUCUCCCAUGUGUUUUUACUGUGGAGAAACCUUUAUAUAAUCAACACGUCUUGGACAACCAACCCCGCACCCUGUUCCGUGUCCCAUUCCUUCCACACGUCACACACACAAGGAGUCACCCGAACCAUCGCACCCUCGGAUUCUGCAGGACCAGUCCCUCCGUUCCACCAUUUGGAUGGACAAAAAAAACCCCAAUAUGGAGUUUAAAAGGCAAAGCCCCAAAAUUAGCAGAAGGGCGCCUGCGAGAGGUGGAAGGUGAAGAAGCGUUGGUCUUGGCAGACGUUUUGCUCCCCAGGAUGGGAUAUGACGACGAUGCUCUACAGAGCCGGUGGGACUGCUAUAAACGUUCUUGGGAAGAGCAGAUGGGUUGGAAACUUUGAAUUGUGUAGCUUUUGGGGUUUAUAAUUGGGACAUUUUGCAAAACGUGGGGG